CGAGGCGCCGGUCCCGGGUGGGGGCGGGGCGAGCGCGGCGAACCUGGGAAGCCUGUCUGACCGCGCAGGUCGCACUGCCGGGUCUGCGGCGGGCCCCAAAGGGACCCCCAGCCGCUCUCCUGAUGGGGCUCUGUUUUCCCUGUCCUGGGGAGACCGCGCCUCCCUCGCCGGACCUGGAAGAGAAAAGAGCAAAGCUUGCAGAGGCUGCAGAGAGAAGACAGAAGGAGGCUGCAUCCCGGGGCAUUCUGGAUGUUCGGUCUGUGGAAGAAAAAAGAAAGAAAAAGGAAAAAAUAGAAAAACAAAUGGCUGAAUCUGGGCCCCCACCAAAAGGUGGGCUUAGGUGGACAGUUUCAUAAGCAUAACAUGAGUGGAAAAGUCUACUGCCAAUAACUAAUAUCUGCAAUCAAGUGGACGUCCUCAGCUUACUUUCUUCUCUGAAUAAACGAAGAUUCAGACUUUGCAAUUUGAGUGCCAUGAAAUGCAGUCAGUGCUUUUUCAAUAUUGAUAUACUGAAAAUGCUUUUGAUUUUCAAACUUAGAAAAUGCCAGACCUUUCAUUAAAUACUUAUUUUCUUAUAUUUGCUCUUCUGCAGGCAGUAGGCAAUUUGCCAUUUUUUAGUAGUUAAAACAUGGACCUAAAUAGUGAAUAAAUAUAUAUCGCAUGUAAAAAGUCUGCAUACAUCUCAGACAUUAAAAUUUGCCAUUGUAUUUUCUCUCCUUUAUAAAAUGACCUCGCAGUCUAUAGUUUUCUGCUUAGCCUUGUAUCUCUUUAUUUCAUUAUCUGUGAAGGCUUUCGCUUAAACUUAUGGACUUUGUGCCUUUAAACUGGUCAUCAGGGAAAAUUUUGAAAAAUCAUUUGAAGGGCUUAUGUGAAGGAACAAUGUAAAUUUUUAUAACUUGCUAAGUAAUGAAAAUUUGUAGAAAAUUAUGAAUUUCUCCUUAUUUAUUUUCUAUUUCUGUGGCUUAUAAAAUUAACAUUUGGUGUUUUACAUUGCAAUAAAUUUGUUUUUUUGCUUGCUGAAUCUAAAAUUAUAUAUUAGUAGUACCAUCAGAGGGCAGUGAUGUACUAUUACACAAUAUCAGAUUCAGCUCUAAAGAUCUUUGUAGAAACGGAAUGAAUUAAACUAAGAAUCUGGAU
This is a messenger RNA of Mirounga angustirostris (Northern elephant seal), 1137 nucleotides long. It is a transcript of the gene SVIP, whose product is annotated as small VCP interacting protein. Lineage: Eukaryota; Metazoa; Chordata; Mammalia; Carnivora; Phocidae. Gene Ontology annotation, biological process: negative regulation of retrograde protein transport, ER to cytosol; negative regulation of VCP-NPL4-UFD1 AAA ATPase complex assembly; positive regulation of autophagy. Gene Ontology annotation, cellular component: endoplasmic reticulum membrane. The transcript has 4 exons. The record is from RefSeq and is a predicted model, not a curated record. Bases 123 to 356 code for a protein of 77 amino acids.